Messenger RNA from Osmerus eperlanus (European smelt), 4691 nucleotides. RefSeq names its product epsin 2 (gene epn2). Gene Ontology annotation, biological process: endocytosis. Gene Ontology annotation, cellular component: plasma membrane; endosome; clathrin vesicle coat. Gene Ontology annotation, molecular function: clathrin binding; phospholipid binding. The record is from RefSeq and is a predicted model, not a curated record. The transcript is spliced from 10 exons. The coding region runs from base 510 to 2126 and encodes 538 amino acids. Lineage: Eukaryota; Metazoa; Chordata; Actinopteri; Osmeriformes; Osmeridae.
CUGAGCGAAGGCUCUGCCCGCCAUGUUGUGGGCUGAGUGGGGCUCACAGGGACCAGUGGAAGCGCAGACGUGUAAGCUUGUGCUAGGCUAGCUGGCUUGCUAACCAUAGCAACAAUACGCGAAGGCGCAACAAGCCUCAUCCAACAAAAAAAAGUCGUUUCUCGAAAUAUCCUUGGCGUUUUACGUGAUUUAUUUCCUUAACGUAUGGGUUUAAAUCCCCGGAAUUCCAGUUGUACCUCGAACAAGUUCAGAAGAAUGGUGAUGGCGUGGUUGUGUGUGCUGCCGGCUCCUGGCGUGUGGAGAUGGUUUUAACAGACACAGUUCUAGAGGACUCAGGAACACAUCACUGGGCUGGAGAGGCUUCCUAACACACACACACACACACAAAACAGAACAUUCUAUCCACACACACACACACACACACUUCCCUCUUGAGAGUGUGUGAGCCAAACUCUCCUUUGUGAGAGAGCGUUUCUGUCCAGUGCGCGUCAACCAUCACCAUUGCCGCCAUGCCGAGCUCCACCAUCCGGCGUCAGAUGAAGAACAUGGUCAACAACUACUCUGACGCCGAGAAGAAGGUGCGCGAGGCGACCUCCAACGACUCAUGGGGCCCCUCGUCCUCGCUGAUGUCGGAGAUCGCCGACCUGACGUACAACGUGGUGGCCUUCUCUGAGAUCAUGAGCAUGAUCUGGAAACGCCUCAACGACCACGGCAAGAACUGGAGGCACGUGUACAAGGCCCUGACCCUGCUGGACUACCUGAUGAAGACGGGCUCAGAGCGCGUGGCGCUGCAGUGCAAGGAGAACAUCUUCGCCAUCCAGACACUGAAGGACUUCCAGUACGUGGACCGGGACGGGAAGGACCAGGGCAUCAACGUCCGGGAGAAGAGCAAGCAGCUGGUGGUGCUCCUCAAGGAUGAAGACAGGCUCAAAGGAGAGAGGUCCCAGGCGUUGAAGACCAAGGAGCGCAUGGCCCAGGUGUCCACCCCGGGUGCAGCUGCCCAGAUGGGCUUCGGCAGGGGCUCGUCCCAGCCCAACCUCUCCACCUCCUACUCUGAGGAGUACGGCAAGUCAGAGGGCUCGCCUGCUUCCUACCACGGCUCCACGUCUCCCGCGGCGGGCUCGGAGCUGGAACAGGCUCGGCCCCAGACCAGUGGGGAGGAGGAGCUGCAGCUGCAGCUGGCCCUGGCCAUGAGCAGAGAGGCUGCAGAACAGGAGGAGCGUAUCCGUCGGGGGGAUGAUCUGAGACUACAGAUGGCUCUGGAGGAGAGUAAGAAAGGACCUUCGACUGAACCUGGCUCUGCCAAACUGGCCAAGAAGAAGAAGGAGCCUCAGUCUUCUCUCAUGGACCUGAUGGAUGUUCCAGAGGGAGAGCCCAGGCCAGAGCCCUGGGGGGCGGGGGCAGCUGCUCCAGACCCAUGGCACUCCUACGGUGCAGCUCCCAAGCCUGCAGCACCAGUGGACCCCUGGGGACCCCCCUCCUCCUCCUCUGCUCCCCCCAUGAAGAGCAGCGAUCCCUGGGGAAGCAGCUCUGCAUCCGGCCCUGACCCCUGGAACUCCAAUACAGGGACAGGUAGCUUCGACCUGUUUGGUGUGUCUAACGGUGAUGGUGGAGGUGUGUCAUCCCUGCCCUCCCAGAGUGGAGGAGGAGGGGGCAGCCUCAGUAUGGACCUGUUUGACCCCCUGCCCAGCAGCAACGCCACACGCAAGACCCCUGAGUCCUUCCUGGGGCCCAAUGCCGCCCUGGUCAACCUGGACUCCCUGAUCUGCAAGCCCCCCCAGCCAGCCCCCACCGUCAACCCCUUCCUAGCCUCCGCAGGCUCCGCCCCCGCGCCGGCUGCCCAGGCCAAUCCCUUCCAGCUCAGCCAGCCAGUCCCUCCCACCCUCAACCAGCUGCGCGUCAGCCCCAUGCCCCUGGGCUUUGGAAGCAUGGCGGAGCCCCUGGCCCUGUCCUCCCUGCCCCCCCAGCCCAUCAGCAUGGUGCCUGUGGGGGGCCGCAUGAUGCUAGGUGUGGGGGUGCCAGGGGCCCUCCCUGCCUCCAUGUCCAUGCCCCAGCCCCUCAUGAGCAGCAGCCUGGGCCCCCAGGGAGCCCAGCCGCCCGGAACCACCAACCCCUUCCUGCUGUGAGGUGGGGGAGGGUGACACGAGCCCUCUGCACCCCCCCUCCCCUCCUGUCUCUGCCCUACAAGCUGCCCAGUCACCUGCGCCCUCAUACAGUGUCACUCUCCGGAGACUUGAUGGACUAGCAGUGGUGUUUACAGUUUUUAUAUGAGCAGAGAGAGAACUGUCUCUCCUCCACCUCCUCUCCUUUCUCUCUGUCUCUCUCCUCCACCCAGACCCCCCCCAUCCCCAGGGAGCAUGAGAGCUGCAGAGCUCACUCAUCUACUAAUGCUAGUCUGUCUGGGAGCAGGUUAUGUAUUUACUCUAAGCUAACCUUUUAUAACCCCGACCAGCUGUGUGUGUGUAUGUAUGUAUGCCAGUGUGUGUCGGUGCUUAUACACUGUGUGUAUUCCAGUGGGCUUCAGUUUAGACUGUGUGUGUUUAGGACUGUGUGGACGAGGUUACAGUUAGGUGUGUGUGUUACAGCUGACUGUGUGUGUGUUACUAAGCAGGGAUUUUGCACAUGCGUUUCUUUCUGUGACUGUUGGCUCACCGCUGGUCCUUAGCCGGAGAGAGAGCAAGGCCGUGACCCCCGGUACUGCUCCCAACUCUCUGAGGUCACUGCCUAGGUUUGACACGCUCUGACCCUCCACAUGAACUUUGACCCCCCCCCCCCCCCCAGAGGUCAACAACCACAAGAACUGUAAACUUGACAUCACUGUGAGGAAGACCUGCCAUCUGGGUGUGUUGGGGGGACUGGGGUGCAUGUCCCAUCCUCUGCCUGCCUGCUUCCUGGAAAGCUGUGACUGAGGGGAGCACAGAGGCAUUGUGGGAACUGCCACUCCCCGAUCAUACAUGUUCCUGCCCUCCAGGCUAUACAGGCCAGGGACUGUGGGGGAGGGUUUUCUAUGGGGUCAAAGGGCAGGAUGAGGCCAGGACGAGCACCACAGAGGAGCUUCCUCCUGCUCAGAGCAGAGGUGUUCAUGUAGGCCAUGCUGAUGACUUCACAUCAGGUUUGAAUCUUACUGUUGUUUGAAUAACCAUGAUCAUGUAUCCUUCAGUAAUAUCUGCUCAUAUUUGUCUUGAUGUCUGUCGGUGUCUAUCUCUCUGCCUGUGUGUGUGUGUGUGUGUGUCUAGCUGUUUGUAGCCUUCAAGUGUUCUUUAACAAACCUGCCAGAGCUAGCCCAGUAGAGGAGACCUUGAGCUGAUAUCUACUGGUACUAUAGGCCUCUCUCUCCCUCCCGCUCUCUCUUCCUCUCUCUCUCUGCCCCACCUUUCUUUAUCUCCGUAGAGCAGUAUUUCCUAGAGGGUGGAGGAACAUUCAGGCAGUGUGUGCAUGUUUCCACGGCGAUGCAGUUGCUGGUUGUGAGAUCUUGAGUGUGUGUUUAGGAGGUGUGAUCAGUCCUCAGCAUAGUGGAACAGAUCUGGGGCCCAAGUGGAUUCACAUCACGUUGGCUAAUCUGCCUGCAAGUUCAUUAACCAUCAAACACCCCCCCCCUAAUCCUAAUCCUAAAGACAGGUGUGUGCACACAGGUACACACCCAGGGAUGGUGGUUGGAUGAGUUGACUCUAAGCAACAGUACAGCAGUGCUAGCAUGUCUUAUUGUCUUUACUUUUUGUUUAUUAGUUAUGUUUUAUUUUCCUCCUAGAUGUAGAGUCCAUAGUCAAGCCUUCCUGUUUCAGGGCUGUAUACUAGCUAAGUCAUGUAUCACUCUUCUCAAAAGCUCUCUCUCCAUCACCCUGUGUAUGUCUCUUCCUCUGUGGUUAUAUAGUACUACUCUAUAAGCACAAGCCUUUUUCUCCAGUUGUUACCAAAGUCACAGGAAGUCUGUGAUUUCUAAUUAGUUAUUUUAUUCUUUGUAAACAUUGUUAUUCUUAUUACCCUAACAUGUAGAAACUCUCCAUCAAUCCCUGCCAUAGGAACCUGUUUUUUUCUUAUUUUACUUCCCUGUUCAGAAAUCACUGUGUGAAGGGUUCCCAUGGUUUUCUCUGGGUGAGCUAGCGCCCUCUCCUGGUCAGCUGUGGUGCUACGGCCAAGCAGCCAGCCUCCAGCAGACAUCCCUCUUCUCUCAGGCGCAGGACCAGGUGAUGCUCCUCACAGACCACACACCGUUAAGCAACAUUUAAAUAUGCAAACAUUAAAAAAUAAUUUGAUUUAAGAAAAAAAGAAAUGACUAAACGCUUGUGGUUGUGCAAAUGUUUAGUUUUGCCGAAGAGUCUUCUGGAAUAUAUCUCAGUGUGUGCUAAGUAGCUCCUCUGUCAGUGCAUUGUUAGGGUUUUAUCAUGGAGGACUAACAUUGUGGACUUGAGCAUAAACAAGUCUGUAUCACGUUCAUGGUCCAGUCUGUCUGUAUAUUUACCAUAACCCCAGGAGCAGGCUGCUUUUUUAUGGAUAUGUGCUCAACUCUUUGGCAUUAUAACUGUAUAAUAUAAUUUAUCAUUUGUACUAUUGUAACAUAAUGUUCUGUACCUUAUUCUGUGUACUGGUUUUUAGUAGGAGAGUCACAGUGUGGUAUUUUAACACCCUCUAAAACUGCAGCAAGUCACACAACGAACUAGCUGCAAAACAUAAAAAUAAAAAGUCUGACUUCA